Symphalangus syndactylus (siamang) is the source of this 4379-nucleotide messenger RNA. RefSeq names its product TBC1 domain family member 3G-like. The record is from RefSeq and is a predicted model, not a curated record. Gene Ontology annotation, molecular function: GTPase activator activity; small GTPase binding. Gene Ontology annotation, biological process: regulation of GTPase activity. NCBI's taxonomy places the organism in Eukaryota, Metazoa, Chordata, Mammalia, Primates, Hylobatidae.
CUGAGUAUCCCAGGAGGCUGAUCGUACAGAGACCUCUGGUGCCUGACCCCAGUUCGCAUCCACAACCCCAGAAUAGCCCAUCACAGGCCCUUCACCUUGGCAGGUGGAUACCAUUCAACCUGCCCGGGCAGGAUGGACGUGGAGGAUGCGGAUAGUUGGUGGGUGAAGGCGCGAGAGGACAUCAUCAGAAAAUAUGCAAAGGGGCACCGAGCGGGGCUGCCAGAGGACAAGGGGCCUGUGAUUGUUGGGAUCUACGGCAACAUCGACGACUUUGGGAUUGUUCAUGAGACGAAGCUGCCUCCUCUGACUGCGCGGGAGGCAAAGCGAAUUCGGCGGGAGACAAGGAGAAACAGCAAGUGGCUGGAGAUGCUGGGCAAAUGGGAGAUGUACAAGAACAGCGAAAAGCUCGUAGAUCGCACAUACAAGGGGAUUCCCAGGAACAUCCGGGGCCAGGCAUGGUCAGUCCUCCUGAACAUUCAGGAAAUCAAAUCAAAAAACCCCGGCAAAUACAAGCUCAUGAAGGAGAAGGGCAAGAGGUCAUCUGAAUACAUCCAUCAGAUCGACUGGGAUGUUAGCAGGACUCUCCAGAACCAUGUCUGCUUCUGGCAUCGAUAUGGAGCCAAGCAGCGGGAACUCUUCUACAUACUCCUGGCAUAUGCGGAGUAUAACCCGGAGGUGGGCUACCACAUGAACCUGAGCUGCAUCGCCGCCUUGUUCCUCCUGUAUCUGCCUGAGGAGGACGCAUUCUGGGCACUGGUGCAGCUGCUGGCCAGUGAGAGGCACUCCCUGCAGGGAUUCCACAGCCCAAAUGGCGGGACAGUCCAGGGGCUCCAAGACCAUCGGGAGCAUGUGGUACCCACGUCACAACCCAAGACCAUGUGGCAUCUGGACCAGGACAUAGACGCUGGUCUAUGCGGGCAGCAUCUCUUGUUAGGCUGGAUUCUCCGGACGUUAAUGAAGAUCUCUCUCGGGCUGACCCUGCGCCUGUGGGACGUUUACCUGCUACAAGGAAAACAGGCAUUGAUGCACAUGACCAGCAUUGCGUUGGAGGUGCGGCAGAAGCACCUCAAGGAGACCUCCAGUUCUGGCCUGUGUGCUUGCUUUCGGAGCCGGUUGUGCUGUCACUGGGCCAGGGAUGAUGACACGGUGCUCAAGCACCUCAGGGCCUCUGUGAACAAACGAGCGAGGAAGCAAGCGGACCUGCCACCCCCAGCCAAAGCCGAGCAAGGGUCCUCGGCACCCGGGCCUGUGCCGGCUUCACGUGGCGGGAAGACCUUCUGCAAGGGGGACAGGCAGGCCCCUCCAGGCCCACCAGCCCGGUUCCAGCGGCCCAUUUGGUCAGCUUCCCCGCCACAGGCACCUCAUUCUUCCACACCCGGUCCUGGUGGGGCUGUCCGGGAAGACACCUACCCUGUGGGCACUCGGGGUGUGCCCAGCCCGGCCCUGGCUCAGGGAGGACCUCAGGGUUCCUGGAGAUUCCUGCAGUGGAACUCCAUGCCCCGUCUCCCGACGGACCUGGAUGUAGGGGGCCCUUGGUUCCCCCAUUAUGAUUUCGAACAGAGCUGCUGGGUCCGUGCCAUAUCCCAGGAGGACCAGCUGGCCACCUGCUGGCAGGCUGAACAUUCUGCCGAGAGAGUGAGAUUGGUUUUCGUGGAACUGGACAAUGUGGGCAUGGACUUCCGGGCCCUGCAGUGUACCCAGCACUGAUUCCAACCAGGACACCUCCUUCGCAGCUAGGGAAGAGGAGCAGUGCACUCCCACCUCAGGACCUUAUUAUUUAGUUAAUAGGAUUGUACUCAUGUUACAUUUCUCAAUUUUUUUAAGAGAUAAAGUCUCAUGCUGUCACUGAGGCUGGAGUGCAGUGGUGCAAUCAUGGCUCACUGCUUCCUGGAACUCAUGGGCUCCAGCAAUCCUCCUGCCUCAGCCUCCUGACUAAGUGGGACUAUAGGCACACGCCACCGUGCCUGGCUAAUUUCUUUGACUUUUCUCUAGAGACUGGGUCCACCCACGUUUCCCAGGCUGGUCUCAGACUUCUAGACUCAAGUGAAGCUGAACCUCCCGCCUCGACCUCUCAAAUUGCUGGGAUUACAGGUGUGAGCCACCACACCCGGCCUAAAUUUCUUACGUGCCAUGCUACUACAAAACGUCAUUAUGGGGGCAGCAGGAUGGAAGGUGUAGGAGGAUGCUGUAGUGCCUUUACGAUAUUUCUGUAUAUCUAAAAUCAUUUCAACAGGAAACAUUUAUUUCAAAACGUGAAGGUUUUGACGACACCAUGAGCCUGCCUUUGUACUUUAAACUCAUGGAAGGAGAACCACCUUCACGUUUUGAAAUAAAUGUUUCCUGUUGAAAUGAUUUUAGAUAUACAGAAAUAUUGUAAAGGCACUACAGUGUCCUCCUACACCUUCCAUCCAACCUCCCCUCAUAAUGACGUUUUGUAGUAGCAUGGCACAUAAGAAAUUUAGGCCGGGUGUGGUGGCUCACACCCGUAAUCCCGGCAAUUUGAGAGGUCGAGGUGGGAGGUUCAGGUUUACUUGAGUCUAGAAGUCUGAGACCAGCCUGGGAAACAUAGGUGGACCCAGUCUCUAGAGAAAAGUCAAAGAAAUUAGCCAGGCAUGGUGGCGUGUGCCUAUAGUCCCACCUAGUCAGGAGGCUGAGGCAGGAGGAUUGCUGGAGCCCAUGAGUUCCAGGAAGCAGUGAGCCAUGAUUGCACCACUGCACUCCAGCCUCAGUGACAGAGUGAGACUUUAUCUCUUAAAAAAAGAUUAAGAAGGGGGUACAAUCAUAUUAACUAAAUCCUAUUAACUAAAUAAUAAUGUGAACUACUAUCUAAGGUUAUGAAGAUUAGAAUUAUCCCAUUUUUGCCUAACUUCUCAUACCUGUCCUAAGAUCCCACCUGAGACUCACUCUCUGCCUUCAGCUCAUGUCUCUUCAGCUUCCUCCACAUGGUCCAGCAAACACACACCUGAUGAGCGAUUGCUCAUACACAAGGAUAGACCUGUGGGCAGCGAUUUUCAAAUUUAUACAGUAAAUGAAUUUUCCAUGGUGUUCCGGAGAGCACUCUUUGAGAGACACUUUGACAGUGGAUCUAGGCCUCAAUAUCCAUCAGCUGCUGUAGCUUGAAUUUUGUUCAAGCUCAGUGAACACCUGCUCUGCCGGGUGCAUGUGAAAGGGGCAAGGAUGAGUAAGCUGCAGAUAAAGAAGACAGGACACAGAGGGUCUGUCUAAGCUCUAUCCCCUGCCUUCAGCACUGACGGAUCCAAUCCAACUCUUAGGCAAUGGUGGCCACGUGCUGGGCCAGCCCCGGGCUCUGAGGAUCUGACAGUGAGUGACGCAGAGCCAGGCCUUGCCCGUGGGGAGCUCUCCAGCAUACAUCUCCCUCUCCCCUCCCAGCGCCCUGCAAAGCAGGCGUCAAUGCCAUUGUUAAUGCACAGAGGAGGAACCUGACUGUUAGAAUAGAUAGUAAAUCCAUUUAAUAGUAAUCAUAUUGUCCAGAAAGAAUGAGGCAUAUUUAUGUGACAUGGGAAGAUCCACAACUAAUGUUAAAUGGUAAAAGAUAUAAAAUGUUAUGCCCAAUAAAAUACUUUCUGUGAGAGAAUAUAUGUUAAUUUAUGCAAGUGGCAUCAAUGCCAUUGUUAAUGCACAGAGGAGGAACCUGACUGUUAGAAUAGAUAGUAAAUCCAUUUAAUAGUAAUCAUAUCCAAAAAGAAUGAGGCAUAUUUAUGUGACAUGGGAAGAUCCACAACUAAUGUUAAAUGGUAAAAGAUACAAAAUGUUAUGCCCAAUAAAAUACUUUCUGUGAGAGAAUAUAUGUUAAUUUAUGCAAGUGGCGCCAAUGUGGAGGGUUUAUGCUAAUUUCAUUAUACCUCACAGACAGAGCUGGGCUCUCCCACUCAUUAUCUGUGUGGCCUAGGGUAAGUCAUUUAACUGCUGUAAGCCUCAGCUUCUUCAUCUGUCAGGCAGUGAUACUCUGACUACUCUGCAGGGUAACUCUUGAGAUUUAAGCGUGAUCAUCUCAGAAUAUGCCUGGCAAACAGUAGGAGCUCAGAACUUGAUGUUUUUUUCCUACAGCAACUGCUGUAGGGGAUAGCAGCUAAUGCAAGAGGUUGGUAAAUCCUUAUAUAUAUCAAAUAUUGUAGAAACAUAACUACAUGCUCCUAUUUUUUCAAACCCUCCCCUCACCCUUUUUUUUCCCCUGAGACAGAGUCUCGCUCUGUUGCCCAGGCUGGAGUGCAGUGGCGCCAUCUCGGCUUGGCUCACUGCAACCUCUGACUCCUGGGUUCAAGCGAUUCUUGUGCCUUAGUCUCCCAAGUAGCUGGGAUUACAGGCAUGUGCCACCGGGCCCAGGCAAUUUUUUUGGUAUUUUUAAUAGAGACGGGGUU